Molecule: messenger RNA, 963 nt
Organism: Sapajus apella (tufted capuchin)
Lineage: Eukaryota; Metazoa; Chordata; Mammalia; Primates; Cebidae
Product: olfactory receptor 51I2-like
Exons: 1
Coding region: 1-963 (320 amino acids)
Biological process (GO): G protein-coupled receptor signaling pathway
Cellular component (GO): membrane
Molecular function (GO): G protein-coupled receptor activity; olfactory receptor activity
Source: RefSeq, a predicted model, not a curated record
AUGCUCCCUCCACAGUCCUACAUCAACAUCUCCUUCUUCCAGCCACCUGCUUUUCUCAUGAUUGGCAUCCCAGGGCUGGAGGCCAUUCACGGGUGGCUCGCCAUCCCCUUCUCCUCAAUGUACACUGUGGCCCUCACUGGAAACUGCCUGAUCCUCCUGGCUGUGAAGAGGACCCCCAGCUUGCACCAGCCCAUGUACUGCUUCCUGUCCAUGCUGGCGCUUACUGAUGCGGGCCUCACCUUGUCCACACUGCCCACCACCCUGGCUGUGCUCUGGUUUGACUAUCGGCUGAUUGGUUUCAAUGCCUGCCUGGCCCAGAUGUUCUUCCUGCACUCCUUCUCUGUGGUGGAGUCCUCAGUGCUCCUGGCCAUGUCCUUUGACCGCUUUGUGGCCAUCUCCAACCCCCUGCGCUAUGCAGCUGUCCUUACAAAUAAUGUCAUCAUCAGGAUUGGGCUGGCCAUUGUGGCUCGAGCUACCUUGUGCCUCUUCCCUGUGCCAUUUUUGAUUAAGCGUCUAAAUUUCUGCCCUGGCAAUAACAUCUUGUCCCACUCGUUCUGUUUCCACCCUGAUGUGAUGAGGUGGGCCUGCGCCGACAUCACAAUCAAUAUAUGCUAUGGGCUCUAUGUGGUUGUAUCUACAGGGGGCAUAGACUCCCUGCUCAUCAUCCUGUCCUAUACCUUCAUCCUGCGGACAGUCAUGGGUCUGGCCUCUCCCAGGGAGCGCAUCCGGGCCCUCAGCACCUGUGUUUCCCACAUCCUGGCUGUCUUUGUCUUCUUCGUUCCAUGUAUCACCAUGUCCAUGAUGCACCGUUUUGGGAGGCACCUGCCCCACAUUGUACAUGCUCUUGUUGCCUAUGCGUACCUGGUGAUACCUCCUGUGCUCAACCCCAUCAUUUACAGUGUGAAGUCCAAGCCCAUCAGGGAGGCCAUGCUCAGGAUGCUGAGGAAGAGAGGCCAAGGCUGA